GCCGGCAACCAGUACUAGCAGUCGGCAUUGGUAGGUGCGCGCGCGUGUCUUACUCGCGAGCGAAAUACAAAAACUGGUGACAGUCGGCUCGAAUACUUAUUUUCGGCACUAGUGUUUUCAAUUAAAGUUGGAGGUUUAUUGGGGGAUGUGCUGACUGGACGGUGCGAUUUGUUUGGUUCGGUGGAUAACUGUGUUCGGGACUGGCCGGUACGGUACUGUGGUGUGGAGUAUCUUGGAUUUUCAUUUUGGAAACUUUUGAAACUACAUAAAAGUGGAUAUGUGGAGGGAAGUGCUCACGUGUUUGGCUGUCAUACAGCUAGUUUUCGGAGCAUCCCUUAUCCCCUGUCCAGAUCACUGUCAGUGCACCACCACACAAGAAGACACAAUACACGCAACAUGCAAAAACUUCGAGUUCUUAAACAAGUUGGUGGCCAAACAAAAAUCCAGCAUACGACAGCUAACAAUAACUGGCAACGUAGAAAAAGUUAAUGGUAAAGUAAAGUACUUGAAGAAUCUAGAUUAUCUCGAUCUGAGCCACACCAACGUCGAUCUGAAGAACUUACCCUCUCUAGCCAAAAUAAAGACAUUAGUUUUAAAAGAGAACAACAUAAAAGACAUCAACUUCAUCGAUUUACCAAAAAACAUUGAAACCUUAGAUCUAUCUCACAAUUACAUAUCGGAAAUCCCAGAAGACUGGAGGGAACUGAGGCAAUUAAAAACAAUUAAUUUGGGCAAAAACCCAAUUAACUGUGACUGUUCCUACGUUCUGCGGUACAAGGACAUGGUGGCUCACGGCAUCAAGUUCACGGAUGCCGUCCUGUGCGGCUCGCCCAAAGAGUAUCACUCCAAACCCAUUGAAACAAUCAGUUGUUCCCUAAUAGAUCUGAUGGUUGGAGACGAACAAGGCUCGGGAGCAUCCGAAGAGGUGACUGAUUACAUUAACACACCACUAAUAGACAAUGAAACUGAUCUGGAAAAAAGUGAGGAACCCGAAGAAGGCAGUGGUUCGAUCAUCAUGCUGUCAAGUGACGAGAAGUCGUCAAGUGAAGAGGAGCACGUGGAGGAGAUGACCACACCGGAAACACCACAGCUAACUACAUACGCAUCACAACCCGCAGAAGAAGUGAGUGAGGUGACUGAAAGUCCGGAGUUGUACGUUGAAGAGAACAACAGUGUGGAAGCCACAACGGAAGGCGGUGAUGAUGAAGAGAGCGCGACUGAAUUGUACGUAGAGGGCAACGAAGCCACGACAGAAGGUACUAAUGAAGACGAUGGUGAGGAGAACGUGACUGAAAGUCAGGAAUUACAUGUGGAGGCAACAACUGUAGAACCUAAUCAGGAAAAUGUGGACAGUGGUGAAGAAAGUGUGACUGAAACUCAACAAUUAUACGGCGCUGAACACGUCAAUGAGGCAACUACUACAGAAGCUAAUCAAGAAACUGUGGAGACUGAUGAUGAAGAAGGCGAAGAAAACGUCACUGAGGAAGCCACAACUGAAUAUGCAGACAGUAUGGCUACAACAGAAGAACCAAGCCAAAUAGGUGUGGAUGUGGAGGAAAGUAACAAUGUGAUGACCACAACUGAGCCUAAUGAGGAGGCAACUACGGCGGCCUGGUCGACUGUAGAUGAUGAUGAUGAAGACGAAGAAGGUAGCGGUAACGAUGGCAUUUUACCGGUACACGAAGUUGCCUAUGACAAUGAGACAACCAAUGAGACUGAAACUGAAGCUGAAGGAAGUGGCUUUAUUGUCCCUGAUAUAUCUGAGUUACCACCACCACCGCCAGCGUGCAGUAUUGAUUGUGAGACGCCAAAGCCUGUAGGUGAAGAGGACGAAGAAGAUGCAUCACCACUUCCCGACUUUGGUGAUCAACUUAAUACUAUAAAGGAGGACAUAUUUGGAUCCAACGAAGGACCUAAGCCAGAAGUUACCACAACGGAAGUGCCGGUACAAGUCGAGCAAGUACCAAACGUGGAACAAGUGGAGGUGGAAGAAGUUCCAUUCACAAAGGAGACUGAAUCAAAGAACGAAAAUGAGAAAACUUCGGACAAAGAUAACGACGACUACGCACUAACUACGAACACAAAAUUGGGAAGGUCGUCCGUUGAUGAGGGAUCGAGUAGUACCUUGUACAUUGUAAUUGGGGUUAUAGUGGUGGCGUUGAUUUGCAUCGCCGUAUUCUUCGUCAUGAAAAAGGGCAACAACAAGAAGAACAGGAGGAAUUACGGCAACGUGGAGAGUUUCGGUGAGGAAAUGAAGCCGAUGACCAAAGCCCCGAUUGAACCUGUCACGGAGAAACCUCAAAUACUCGAGAACGUGCCCCUGAUGAACGGCCAGAACGGCAAGAUCAACGACGACAACGACCUGCCCGAGAAAAAUGAGUUCAGUUCGGUGGAACUGAGACCUCCGCGUGACGAUGAGAACUUGCUGACGCCAAAAAGAGAAAGAGUAACUAUAAAGGAGACUGUUUUCCCAGAUUCAAUUCCAAAGACGCCAGUUUUGGUACAUCGCAGACAGAACAGUGAGGGGGAUAUCGUUAUUACUCCUGUAGAUUAAGUUUUUUACCUCAGUAUUUAUUACAUGAAUAACUUAUUGUGAUAAAUCGACUUAUGUUUUUUGGUCGUUCCUAUAAUUUAAGUGUUUUACGUUUAUUGACUGUUUAGUUUUAAAUUUGUUCAAAAUUUGAGUGAUCCAAUCAAAAGGACUGAUAUAUUUUGAGGCUAAAUGUGAUAAUUUUAUUUUCAAAAUUAAGAACUUGCGUGUUUUAAUGCGUUUAUAUUUGCCAAAGUUUGUUCAUCGGUUCAACGGCGGUUUUGAUAUUGGACUGUGUCUACUGAAAGGAUGUGUUUUAUGAACAGGGUAAUUUGUUUUGAACGAAAUCUAUGCAAUCAAUAAUUGUUCCAGUUGAUUAUGUUUAUAUUCUAAUUAAGUUUUUCUUAACAAUAAAACAUUUAUAGUU
Aethina tumida (small hive beetle) is the source of this 2957-nucleotide messenger RNA. RefSeq lists its product as uncharacterized. Gene Ontology annotation, molecular function: protein binding. NCBI's taxonomy places the organism in Eukaryota, Metazoa, Arthropoda, Insecta, Coleoptera, Nitidulidae. The transcript is spliced from 2 exons. The coding region runs from base 278 to 2554 and encodes 758 amino acids. The record is from RefSeq and is a predicted model, not a curated record.